Cuscuta europaea is the source of this 3317-nucleotide messenger RNA. The record is from the annotation of a GenBank genome assembly. Lineage: Eukaryota; Viridiplantae; Streptophyta; Magnoliopsida; Solanales; Convolvulaceae.
CUAAUUUAGAGAGUUAUAUGUACUCCGUAUAAAAGAAGAAGACUGUAUUCUGUAACUCCAAUUCCAGCUGCUUGGAGCUUGUUUGAGUCUUGCAAGUUUGGUUGUUUACAGAUGCCCGAUUCCAAACCUCAAAGGCCAUAGGGGUUCAUGCUUAUUGCCUCGCAUAAACCUCGGGCCUAGGAAACAUUUUAUGAUUCGGCAUUUCGUGAUUUAUCUUUCCUUUUCGUCUUCUUAUAUUUCGGUAUCUGAAAUUUGAGCAAUUCCAUCGAUCUUAAUGAAAGUUAGGGUUUUUCUUCUCCUCUUUCUCCUUCUUUCUUGGAACCCACCCUUUUCGCAUUCUGAGGAAACCAAAAACAAGUUUCGAGAACGGGAGGCUACUGAUGAUUCCCUCGGCUAUCCAAACGUAGACGAGGAUGAGUUGUUGAAUACACAAUGCCCUCAGCAUUUGGAGCUGAGAUGGCAGACAGAAGUUAGUUCUAGCAUAUAUGCCUCACCACUGAUUGCUGAUAUAAACAGUGAUGGGAAGCUUGAAGUAGUUGUUCCUUCUUUUGUUCAUUACUUGGAAGUUCUUGAAGGGUCUGAUGGAGAUAAAGUUCCAGGGUGGCCAGCAUUCCAUCAAUCAACUGUACAUUCUAGUCCUUUCCUAUUUGACAUUGACAAGGAUGGUGUAAGAGAAAUAGGCUUAGCCACAUACAAUGGUGAGGUGCUCUUUUUCAGGGCAUCUGGCUACAUGAUGUCUGAUAAGCUAGUGAUUCCUCGGAUGAAAGUUAAAAAGGAUUGGCAUGUUGGUUUACUGCCAGAUCCUGUAGAUCGCUCUCAUCCAGAUGUUCAUGAUGACCAACUCAUUGAGGAAGCCCUCGUUGAAUCACUAGCUCGACAAAAUAAAAGUGCUACUCAUGCCGGGAACAUUUCUGAUACCACUGCAGAAGUUCACCCUCAACCGAGUUUUACUUCCAAAGAAACUCACCUUGAAAAAUUGUCUACACCUAAAGAAACUCAACUUGACACUAUGAAUGCUUCAAUUUCUUUGAUAAAUGGAGAUUCCAAUGACACAUUGAAUGCGACAGAUGUGCAAAACCAAAGGGUCAUAAGUGAUAAUCAGACAUAUACUGAAACUAAUAUGUCUAGCCGCAUUACUGACACUUCCCAAGGUUCUUCAAAUGAGACUACUACCAAUGUUGAGAAGGCGCACUCUAGCAGAAGGCUUCUUGAAGAAAAGACUGGUGACCAGGAUGGUCAGGCUGCAACAGUGGAAAAUGAAGGCAGCCUAGAUGCAGAUGCCGAAUCAUCCUUUGAACUAUUCCGAGAUACUGAUGAGCUGGCUGAUGAGUAUAAUUAUGAUUAUGAUGAUUAUGUUGAUGAGAACAUGUGGGGAAAUGAGGAGUGGACAGAAGAAGAACAUGAAAAAACAGAGAAUUACGUGAAUGUUGAUGCACAUGUUUUGUCUACACCUGUUAUAGCAGACAUUGACAAGGAUGGUGUUUCAGAAAUGGUUGUUGCAGUGUCGUACUUCUUUGACCAUGAAUACUAUGACAAUCCUGAACAUUUAAAGGAACUUGGAGGUAUUGAAAUUGGAAAAUAUGUUGCUGGUGGUAUUGUCGUUUUUGAUCUGGACACAAAGCAGGUUAAAUGGAGCACACAGCUGGAUCUGAGUACUGAUACAGGAACUUUCCGUGCCCACAUAUACUCCUCCCCCACAGUAGUUGAUUUGGAUGGUGAUGGAAAUCUGGAUAUCCUUAUUGGAACUUCCUACGGUUUGUUUUAUGUCUUGGAUCACAAAGGCAAAGUGAGGGAGAAAUUUCCUCUUGAAAUGGCUGAAAUCCAAGGGUCAGUAGUUGCUGCUGAUAUCAAUGAUGAUGGAAAGAUUGAGUUAGUUACUGUUGAUUCACAUGGAAAUGUAGCUGCAUGGACUGCACAAGGCAAAGAAAUAUGGGAGAUGCAUCUCAAGAGCCUCAUCCCUCAGGGUCCCACAGUAGGUGAUAUUGAUGGAGACGGUAAUACCGAGCUUGUCAUUCCAACACUUUCAGGCAAUAUAUACGUCUUAAGUGGCAAGGAUGGGUCCAUUGUGCGACCAUACCCUUAUAGAACUCAUGGUCGAGUUAUGAAUCAAGUCCUUCUAGUGGACUUGAGCAAGAGAGGAGAUAAGAAGAAAGGGCUUACAAUUGUUACUACAUCAUUUGAUGGAUAUUUGUAUCUAAUAGAUGGACCGACAUCAUGUGCCGAUGUUGUCGAUAUUGGAGAAACUUCGUAUAGCAUGGUCCUAGCUGAUAACGUUGAUGGAGGAGAUGACCUUGAUCUCAUUGUGACAACCAUGAAUGGAAAUGUCUUCUGCUUUUCAACUCCUUCUCCACAUCAUCCCCUCAAAGCUUGGAGGUCACCUAACCAGGGCCGGAACAAUGCUGCGUACCGUUUCAAUCGUGAGGGUAUAUAUGUCACUCCAUCAUCCAGAGCAUUCCGUGAUGAGGAAGGAAAGAACUUCUGGGUUGAGAUAGAGAUUGUAGAUCGGCAUAGGUUUCCGUCUGGGUCUCAAGCUCCAUAUAAUGUCACGGUAAGCUUGUUGGUUCCUGGAAAUUACCAAGGGGAGAGGACAAUAAAGCACAACCAGAUAUUCGGGAAUCCUGGGAAACAACGAAUUAAACUGCCAACAGUGGGGGUUAGGACUGGUGGGACUGUGGUGGUGGAGAUGGUCGACAAGAAUGGACUCUAUUUCUGGGAUGACUUCUCCAUCACAUUCCACAUGCACUAUUACAAACUCUUGAAAUGGCUUCUUGUCCUUCCGAUGCUUGGAAUGUUUGGGGUUCUCGUCAUUCUUCGUCCGCAGGAAGCAGUGCCCCUCCCAUCAUUUUCACGCAACACUGACUUAUGACGCGCCUAGUUUGUUCACAAUUACAAGUGUAUUAGAUCACAGAUAGGGAUGGAUACUACUGGAAGUCUUAAAUCAGAAGACCCCUACGUUACAGAAGAGAGACAUGCUGCUUUUGACAAGCCUUGCAACGAGUACUGAUGAAUGUGGAGCCAAAGGUGUAAUAUUAUCAUCUUCUGAUGCAUGUGACACUGCAAUUCACAUUUUGAUAAAAGUGUCUAUCUUUUAUACGACAUUAAGCCCUUUGAGACACUUCAGAUCAAUGAGAUCAAGCCCUUUCAUAUCUAUCUAUACAACAUUACAGAUGAAUUAUAGACACCUGAGGAUUGGAUUGCCAUAAAUUUCUCGUUCUUCUGCUAUUUCAUUUAUAAGAUAACUGAAAUAGAGAAGUGAUUUAGACUCGUAUUAUAAUAAGAUUUCCUGACAGAACUAAUAGAGCAUAUUGGUAUCUGGC